GCACACUCCUCUUCGCUCGUCCUGUCGCGCCCGGCAAGCGCAAGCUCGCGCCUUUCUUACUCUUGGCCGCGCCCUGGUCCUGAUUGGGACCCAGCAGCCCGCCAAAACCCCAACAACGCUGGUUUGGGUCCGUACGGAGUACAACAAGCUGAAACACAGUCGCAGCGAGACUACACUAUGCUCUGACCCGACUUCGCAAGCCUGUUCCCGUUCAGAUCUCAUACCUACACUCCGCCGUAACGUCACCGUUUCCCUCGGCCUUCACCCAGAUGGAGUCGUUCGACGUUCCCGACUCGACCGACUGGAUUGGGACGCCCCUCGCCGGCCUCAUGGAAGUCGAACAGGCCUUUCGCUGUCACGUCUGCAAGGACUUCUACAACUCCCCCAUGAUUACCUCCUGCAACCACACAUUUUGCUCGAUAUGCAUCCGUCGGUGUUUGUCGGUGGACGGCAAAUGCCCGCUCUGCCGGGCACUGGACCAAGAAUCCAAGCUCCGGGGGAAUUGGGCGCUGCGGGAAGCGGUGGACGCCUUUGUCAAAUCUCGCGACGCCAUUUUGCGGUUUGCCAAAACCCCAGUGACUGCGUCCAGCCCGAAAUCCCCAAAGAGGAAAGCAGCGGAGAUGGAAGAGCCGGGCGACGAAGGGCAGAACAAGAGGCCAAGAAUGACCACGAGGUCAAGCAAAGCGAAAGCUGCCGAGGCGACGGCAGCUAUGUUGCGCGAGGAGGCGGACGUGCCCGAGGGCGAGAAUAAUACCCCAAAUCAGGAGUCCGAGCCAGACGAUGGCCUUGCUGCUUGCCCGAUUUGUUGGACACGAAUGAAGCCUUGGCAGGUUGACAGGCACAUCGACACCUCCUGUCCGGGCUCCCCGCAGCCAUCCAAGGGGUCGUCAUCGACUUCCACAAAUAGUCGCGGAGGAACCAGCUUCGGUUCGGCUCGUACCCUCUCCCAGAAUCCACCAACGCCCACGAAGGCACCCGAGCGCCUCCCGGCUCUUGCAUAUUCCAUGCUAAAAGACUCGGCCCUUCGAAAGAAAUUGGCCGAGCUCGGGCUGUCGACGGCGGGGUCUCGUCAAAUGCUCGAGAAAAGACACCGGGAAUGGGUGACCAUCUGGAACGCCAAUUGCGACUCCGCGAAGCCCAAGAAGCGAUCCGAGCUUCUGCAAGACCUGGAGGUGUGGGAGAGGACGAUGGGCAGCCGCGCGCCGACCAUGUCGAGGGCGGCAAACAUGGGUGCGCAGAUCAAGGACAAAGAUUUUGACGGAGCCGCUUGGGCAGCGAAACACGAAAACUCGUUCAAGGAUUUGAUUGCCAAGGCACGCAGCUCAAGAAGUAAGGUUGUGCAGAAGGCGGAGGGAGAGCAGAAUAAGGGAGAGUCGGGGUCAGCGCAGGACGAGAGGAAGGGAAGAGAUGACUCGGUAUCGGCCUCAGAGCCGUCCAAAACGGCCGUGGUGGAUCUGACCUGCCCGCCAUCGAGCCAACCUGAGCCGCCAGAUUCACCGCCGAAAAGAGCUGGCGCAUCUGGGGAGAGCGAUACUGGUCUCCUGGAAGACUUGCGGUCAAUAUCUGGGAAGGAGGCGGGACAUCCCCAAGCUGACGGCGUGUCUGCGUGUAGUCCGUCUGGAAAACCAGAAGGGGCGGGCUCAUGAGCUUGAAUGUCAGCUGCGAAAAGGGCCAGUGAAAAAAAAGAAAGAAAGAAAGAAAUAUCCACAAGAAGAGAUUCUAAGGCAUUAUGGCGUGCGUCUCGCUUGUUUUCCCAUGUCCCAAACCAGAAAUCGACCGUGGUGUGCCUCACCCGUACGCCUGACCGAACUCCGUAAGCUUCACAUACG
This is a messenger RNA of Thermothelomyces thermophilus ATCC 42464, 1829 nucleotides long. RefSeq lists its product as uncharacterized. The record is from RefSeq and is a predicted model, not a curated record. The transcript is spliced from 2 exons. The coding region runs from base 270 to 1646 and encodes 458 amino acids. Lineage: Eukaryota; Fungi; Ascomycota; Sordariomycetes; Sordariales; Chaetomiaceae. Gene Ontology annotation, molecular function: ubiquitin protein ligase activity; single-stranded DNA binding. Gene Ontology annotation, biological process: DNA damage tolerance; protein monoubiquitination. Gene Ontology annotation, cellular component: Rad6-Rad18 complex; nucleus.